GCCGCGCCGCCGGAGCUGCGCGAACAUGGCCGAAGUCGGCGAGGACAGCGGCGCCCGCGCCCUCCUGGCGCUGCGCUCUGCGCCCUGCAGCCCCGCGCGGUGCGCCGCCGCCCGUCCCGCCACGUCCCCGCCACCGCCACCGCCGCCGCCGCCGGGGCCCGCAGCGUCCCCGCCGCCGCCUGCCCAGCCCCCGCCCGCGCCCCCCGGGCCGCCGCCUCCACCGCCCGGGACUCAGGGCGCGAUCGCGGGCGCGCCGCCCGCCCUGGUGGCUGCCGCGGCCGCCUCGGUGAGGCAGAGCCCCGGGCCGGCGCUGGCGCGUCUGGAGGGCCGCGAGUUCGAGUUCCUCAUGCGGCAGCCCAGCGUCACCAUCGGUCGCAACUCGUCUCAGGGCUCGGUGGACCUGAGCAUGGGCCUGUCCAGCUUCAUCUCGCGGCGCCACCUGCAGCUGAGCUUCCAGGAGCCGCACUUCUACCUGCGCUGUCUCGGCAAGAACGGCGUCUUCGUGGACGGAGCCUUCCAGAGGCGCGGUGCCCCCGCCCUGCAGCUGCCCCCCCAGUGUACCUUCCGCUUUCCCAGCACAGCCAUCAAGAUCCAGUUCACAUCUCUAUACCACAAAGAAGAGGCUCCAGCAUCUCCCCUCCGGCCGCUCUACCCCCAGAUCUCCCCACUGAAGAUACACAUUCCGGAGCCGGAUCUCCGGAGCCUGGUCAGCCCCAUCCCCUCCCCGACUGGCACCAUCAGUGUCCCCAAUUCUUGCCCAGCCAGUCCACGUGGAGCUGGGUCCUCUGGCUACCGCUACGUGCAGAAUGUGACCUCAGACCUGCAGCUGGCUGCGGAGUUUGCAGCGAAGGCUGCCUCGGAGCAGCAGGCAGACACGUCCGGUGGGGACAGCCCCAAGGACGAGUCGAAGCCACCAUACUCCUAUGCCCAGCUGAUUGUGCAGGCCAUAUCCUCGGCCCCAGAUAGGCAGCUAACACUAAGUGGCAUCUACGCGCACAUCACCAAACAUUACCCCUACUACAGGACGGCCGACAAGGGCUGGCAGAACUCCAUCCGACACAACCUCUCUCUAAACCGUUACUUCAUCAAAGUCCCGCGGUCCCAGGAGGAGCCUGGCAAGGGCUCUUUCUGGCGGAUAGACCCAGCCUCUGAGGCCAAACUGGUGGAACAGGCCUUCCGAAAACGGAGACAGCGGGGCGUCUCCUGCUUCCGCACCCCCUUUGGGCCUCUGUCCUCACGGAGUGCUCCAGCCUCACCCACUCACCCUGGCCUGAUGUCCCCUCGCUCCAGUGGCCUGCAGACUCCAGAGUGCCUGUCUCGGGAGGGCUCCCCCAUUCCACAUGACCCUGAGCUGGGCUCGAAGUUAGCCUCCGUCCCAGAGUACCGAUAUUCCCAAAGCGCACCUGGAUCCCCUGUCAGUGCCCAGCCAGUGAUCAUGGCCGUGCCUCCCCGACCGUCCAACCUAGUGGCCAAGCCUGUCGCCUACAUGCCAGCCUCCAUAGUGACCUCACAGCAGCCCUCAGGCCACGCCAUCCACGUUGUGCAGCAGGCCCCCACUGUCACCAUGGUCCGGGUGGUCACCACCUCCGCCAAUUCGGCCAAUGGCUACAUCCUUGCCAGCCAGGGCUCAGCAGGGAACUCACAUGACACUGCGGGCACAGCCGUGUUAGACUUGGGCAGUGAAGCCAGAGGCUUGGAGGAAAAGCCCACCAUUGCCUUUGCCACAAUUCCUGCAGCCAGCCGAGUCAUCCAGACAGUGGCCAGCCAGAUGGCCCCUGGGGUCCCUGGACACACCGUCACCAUCCUACAGCCAGCCACACCAGUAACCAUCGGGCAGCACCAUCUCCCUGUCCGGGCCGUCACUCAGAAUGGAAAGCAUGCGGUUCCCACAAACAGUUUAGCCACCAAUGCUUACGCCCUCACCAGCCCGCUACAGCUCCUUGCAGCCCAGGCGAGUUCGUCCACGCCAGUGGUGGUCACUCGGGUAUGUGAGGUGGGACCUGAGGAGCCAGCAGCAGUGGUCACAGCAGCCACCAGUGCCACUCCAACCGUGGCCACCUCUACUGCCACCUCAGCCUCUUCCAGUGGGGAGCCCGAAGUCAAACGGUCCCGGGUAGAAGAGCCUGGUGGGACAGCGACCACACAGGCCGGGGCGAUGGCAGCUGCCGGCCCCCAGGGCCCAGGCACGGGGGAGUGAAGUUACCCGUAUGCAUGCACAAGGGUGGAGUGGGACUCACACCACAGGAGCCCAAGUGGAGCAGACAGCUGCACCCGGACAAACGGGCGGGAAAUCCUGUAACUGCCCACUCCUCGGCCGCCACACCAGAACACUCGUCCUGUCCAUUUAUCUCCUGUCCUCCCAAGGUUUAAAGCAAAAACACAUAAACAAAUUCAGACAACUGAUUGUAUGAUUCUGGGGAUUUUGAGUGUUUAUUUCCUUCUCCUGCACCAUCAUCCCUCCAUGGCCCUUUGGUCAAGGGUAUGGAAGAAGAUCAAGCCCCAGCACCUCAGGAACCCAGCAAGAUGCCCACCUGUGACAAGAAGCACUGCACCCCACGUCCUGGCUUCAGAGCUUUGCCAAGGCAGCAGCCUGUGACCCUGGGUAAACCAACAGAAAUGCAGCUGUAUACAGACCGAGGCCUCUUCUGUGGGAGACGGAACAGGAACAAAUUCCUAUUCUAAAUCGGGAAUAGGUCAGAGAAAGACAGGAACUGCCAAACUGCAAGUUGUUUUUAGGUGUCUUUUUUUCCCCCAAAAUGGCAGAGAAAAUAUUGGCAUUAAUUGGGGUGGGGUGGGGGAGUGUCUGGUUUGGCUUUGAAACCCAAGUGGUUCUUGCUGUGUUAAAACAUAGCAUAUAGGCCUAUCCUAGAUUGGAGCCAAAAAUCCAUGGGCCUGUUGGAUAACUUCAAGAAGGAUCAGUGGCUCCCACAUUAGCAUCAAAUGAAAGUGCUGUGGGUGGAGGGGCCACAUCACAGGCCCAGAAAAUAUGGCAGCUGGUGCUUGGGGCAGGAGCCGGUCACCUGCUUGGCAGGGAGGACGUUCAUGUGCCCAUCACUGGAAGGCAGUGGAGGGGCAGGCCCCAAGCCUGGCAGCACCAAUGUCCUGAUGCUCAUGGGCCAGUGGGACACAAUCUGCUCACAUUCUUUCCAGCCACAUUCAAGUUUCUUAACCACCUCAGAUUCACCUACUGUUUGAAAUUGGAACUGUUUCUUCUGCCUCAGGCUUGGGGCCUUGAGUCAGCAGGAAGGAAACCCUCCUCAGGGAGCAGCGGGAAGCCCUGUGCCAAUGUCACUGGCGUGAUUGCAAUGUGGUGAGAACCAAAGGACAGGAUGUAUCAAGGGCCCCAGGUCCCUUAGGGAAGCCCAUCUGUGCCUCCUGACCAACAGCUUGCUUUGAGCCCAACACAGGAGGGGUUGGAAUGGGAGCCUCUUGUCCUGGCUCCUCCUCAAGGAUACUUUCAGGAAACAUUGCCACAUCUGCUUAGAAGUUGGCCUCCAGGCAGCUGGUCCCUCUUUGUGGCUUCUGGAGGUGGCUCACUCCAGGAACAAAGGCAUAGUGGACACAAAGCUCCUGAAGGCACACCUACCUUUGGCAUCACAGCCUCUCACCAGCAGACAGCUUCCCCUGCCCUGGGUCUGAUGGAAAAGCCUCACAGAGAUUGAGUCCUGGGCAGCACCGAGGAGUGGUAGCCUGUUCACGAGAGCCAGGAGCUGGCAGGACACGCGCCACUUUAAUGGAGGGUAUGGCUUUCAUGGUGACUCCAAGGUAGGGCCGGAAGGCAGGCCGCAGCAGAGCUGGGAUAGGACCAGUGAGCAGUGGGACAGCCCUGAGCUGUAUCUGCUGGCACUUCUGCCUCACUGGGGAAAAUCCCUCUCCCAUUGCUUUUUAAAACCCCACCCCCCAAACCCAUUUCUAUGGCACUAAACUUGAAUGGGAAAUAAGCUCUGUUCUGAAGUUGGCAUCUGUGGGCCAUGGUGGAGUUUCAGAGAAUUGGGGGUGGGUGUCAGUAGCUGACUGUGCCCUCACCAGAUGGUGCCAUGGAGUAGUGGCUCUUUACACCAACAAUUUCCAUCAUUCCCCUUGUGUAAACGCUGUCUCUUGUGUGGUUGGAGUGUGUGUGGGUCAGGGUGAGUGGGUCUGAGGAAUUGUGUAAGAUGGGACAUUAUGGUCUCUUGUUUCUUUCCCUUCCUUGGACCUCUUCUGUGCCCAGGAUGCAGAGUCCCAUCAGUCUGGCUCCAACCGCUUUGCUGUCCUGGCAUCUGGGACAUUCUGGCCGCUGUCCUCUGUUGGUGAUGUUGGUCGUGGUACCAGGGGAAGAGAUGGGGAAGGAGUUGGGGAGGAUGCAGACAGGCCCAACUAGGGAGAGGGAUGAAGGGAGGACCUUCUGGUUUAGGGCAGACAGUUGGGGGCAGAGGCUCUUGCUUGGGAGGACUUCUCUGGAGAUGUAGGAUGAGUGUUUUGAGGGUCUCUGGUCGCCCACCAGGCAGCACACCUGGCUUGUGUUGGAACUCACUCUGGAGCCGAAAGCUUUAACUCCUGGUCAGAGGGCUCCCUGGUAUGUGCCGAGCCUCCACAGGGCCAGAACCCAGGUAGGUUCUAGGAGAGCUGACACCAGGCUCAGGAUGCCCAUGACCCUCCACAGGCAAGGACCCUAGCAGCCCUCCUCGUAGCUGAGGGAGAACUGGCCAGCCAUGGUUCUGGUACAGGGCCAGCAUCACUGUGGCUGUGAAUCCCGAGGACCUGCUGGGUCACUCAGGGUCCCUGGCACUGCAUGGCCUGAGGUGGAGAGGAAACCAGGGCGGGCACCACCACCACAGCUCAUCUAAUGGGCUAUAGAUGAAGACUGGUGUCCACUGUCCUCCAGUGCUCUCUGCUCUGCCAUCACCACACUUACAGAUGCAGAACAGCGUCUGUGGCAGAAGUCACCAUUUUUAAAUGGUUGGGUGCAUCCCACCAAGAUCAGCUAUGUAGUGUAGAUAUGAGCAGGGCUCCCUGCCACUGCGGCACUGACCACAGCCGAGGGAGCACAGGGAUGCCCCGGGCACUGGCCCAGUGUCCGGAGGAGAGCAUGCAGCUUCACUGUGUCGGCACCUUGCCUCCUGGGUGAAGUUCCAGCUUGCUGCCUUGUGUGGGGAGUCUGUAGCCCCCACUUUUGAGGAACUCCAAUAUGCUCUUCUCCUUCCCAAAUCCUCAGAAGUGAUGCAGUACAAGGCCUCCCUGUAGUCAGGACCAUGCUGCCAGCCUCCAGGACAUUGGUUUGUCCCAGGAUCCUCCCUAAGAGGUUCCCAUGUUCCCUGUGGAAAGUAUCUGGGGCCAGCACUGGGAAGUGGGGGUUGAGACCACACAGUCUUCAGCCUCCUUCCUGAGGCCUGGUUUGACCCUUCCAGAGAGCCGUCUAUUUGUCCUUUUUGUUAGGUGGAAAUGAACUGCUCCUUUGCUCGGAUCGGUGUUGCAUGAUCCCAGGUCAUGUUUUUUUUUUGUGUCUCUCAUUGAGAGCAGAUGGGCUUUACCUGGGCUGGGAUGGGUGUUUCCCUGCCCUCCACACCACCCGUUCCCUUGAAGGACGAAGCUGAGAUGAGAUGAGACCUUGGUACCUGCACCUGGGCUCUUUCCUGCCCUUAGCAGGCCUGGUGACAGCUUGCUUUGAGAUCACAGGUGUCACUCAGCUAUCAUUUGUCUUUCCAAUGAAACGGGGGGCCUCCAGGGACCUUCUGUAUGAGUGGGGACUCUCCAGAGAGCCUGGGGCGGGUCCUGGUAGGUAGAAAGUUAUACUCGGGGUGACUCAGUGUAGGAGGAGGAAGAGAAAGCUGCCCUCGAGCUUCUGAGCUGGUGUCCUCCUUCCUGAAGACAGUGAACAGACCUCACUGGAAACACAAGAACUUGGCUGAAUGUGAGAGAAUGUUAGAAGAGAAAGCAUUUCCCCAUAGCUUUUAGAGACUAGAAACAAAUACAGUUCGUGGGAGGGGACACUGCCUUUCUUCAAAAGCCUCAAAUUCCACUUUGCCCUCAAGUGGCUUCAUGUGCUCUGAGGGACGCGGCCAUCCCUGGGGCGGGUGCCCUUGGCUGUCCUGCACACCUGCACCGGGACAGUGUUCCCAUGCUGUGCACAGCACUUGCUCCAGAGUGAGUGUGCAAAGUGGCUGUAAGGCUGUCUUAGUGGGAAGAGCCUCGUGAGCUCAGGAGAGUCCCCACCACGGGCUGCUGGCUUCAGAUGGGAAUGUGUUCGCUGCAGCCUGGUCUCUGGCCUCCUCUAGAAUACCUCUGCCUAGAAGCAAUAUUAUUUAAUACGAAUAAUAAGGAUUGUUCAAAUUGCUGCUAUGAAGAUAGAGUCCUCGGACUUAGCUCUGGAGGUUUCCCUUCACGUGCUUUGGUUCUUUGAGGUGAAGGCAGAAUGUAGAAUAUAACAGGUCCCCUGCCAGUUUCUGGCUUCACUUUCCACAGUGCACUCCUGUCCUCUGCAGCUCCCUUCUACUUCACAAGUUCUUUCUCGGUCUCGUUUUUCACACUGGGGUUUCCUGAGUGUGCAGGACACUCCCCGUCGUCAUUGUGCUUGCUCUUCUUGCUCAGGUCUGGGGCAGGACAUCUGCCCCUGGCAUCUGCUCUGAAUACCAAAAGCUACUCCACUGGUGCCUGGGCCAGGGGUUGGCACAGGUGCCUGGCAGGCACCCCUUUCCUGCUGCAGCCUGAGGUCCAAAUGGUCUUGAAUGUGGGAUGGAGAAGGGUUUGUCAAUUUGGGACCUGCUGUCUCUCCUCUGUCCUUCCUGGUCAUAGCUGCUUGGCAGAGUGGGAUUUUGUUAGAUUUCUAUGGAUGUUCUCUCUGAAAUGAAAUAAAUACUGGCCUAUUUCACUGACUUCAUUUGGGAAAGAUGGUUUGGCACUUAGGUUCAUAAACAGAAGUCAUGUGAGCAGCUCAUUUACCAUACCUGCAGCCACAGGUAGGCACUCUGCCUGGCUGCUCUUCUCCUGGCAGGAUUGGGGCCAAUUUACAGGCCCCAGCUCUGCUGCUGAAGGGGACAUUCAAAACUACAUCCUGAGGGUUUAGGGUGCAGUGACGAGGCAGGGCUGCCCCACAGAGGUGCUUCCUGGACAUGUGAAGUGGAUGGCAUUCCCCUGAGGUGGCAGGAAGGUCCUCAGGACAAAACAUCCAAGGACAAGAAAGAGGUUGGAGCAGGAGGUCACUACUGCUCAUAUCAUGGCCCAGAGAAAGACUGAGUUCCACUACAAAGCCCAGCCUACCACCCCAAUGGGAACGCCCAGUGUACUCUUGUGCCACACUAAAAUGAAGAUUCCUUCUUUUGCUGGGUGAGCCUUGGGGAUUUGUUAGCUUCUUUUUAUGCAGACUGGUAGGUGGUUGGGCUGCUCAGUAUUGUAGCAGAGUUAAGAGGGCUGUGGCUUUUAGGCAGCCUCUUCUCUGCAGGGAGAACUUCCACUUAAAGCUCUUAUUCAUUCUUUGCACCUGCCUCUUUUAUCAACUAUGAAAGUGUGGGGAGACACUGGGGCCCAGGACAAGUGCAGGUGACCUCUGCCCUUGGGUCAAGCAGCCGGACGCUGGCACAUGAGACCUCAAGGUCCCUACGAGCCAGCAACAUCCUCAGGUCAUGACCUUUGGGUUAUAGUUGCCCAGAGGCUGCCAGGGACACCUGGAGAGAGUGCCAAGGCCUCUCGUCCUCGCUCCUUUCCCACUUGAAGAGUCAGGGGAGAAUCAGUGGAGGCCUGCUUUUUACUCUUUACCUGGGGAUCUGUUCCUGGAUUAGUCCGAACAGUGGCCCAAGAGAGUGGGGACAGCGUCUGAAUGGCUGGACACACCCAUCCAUCCCUCUGUGGGUUUUCUUCCCCACAGUUAUAGCACUUACCCAAAUGUCUAGCACUAUCCCAUUCCCUUGUGGGUUGGCUGCGUUGGGAGGAGCCCUGUGGCUUGAAGGUAGAUUCUUUGCUUUUGCUAUCUUCUCUGGCUAUGGAUUCAAACUGCCUGUAGCCUCUGAAUGUCUGAGUUAGCUGGUCCAGAUUUUUUUUAUAGUCAGUAAAAAUAGGUUUUAAAAUCAAACAUUUUAAGUUUGGUCCUUCUCUCUCUUCUUUGCUAACUCCACGGGAGGCAUUUUUGGAUUCCUAAUAUAGCUUAACUUACAUGGUUUGGUUCCUGUUGCAGGAAAAAGUGGCAGAGAGGGGAGGAGAGACAAUUGCCUGGGUCUUCCCUUAGACUCAGCAUGGGAGGGAAGGGUUAAAGCCAAUUUGGAGAUUGUUUUUUCUUACCUGAAUGAUAAUUCGCCUGUAAAAAUAAUUGGAUGGGGGGGUGGGUGUUGUUCGGGGUGUGUGUGUGUGUGUGUGUGUGUGUGUGUGUGUGUGUAUGUGUGUGUGGUUUUUUUUUUUUUUUUUACAGUGGCUGUCUAAAGUAUUUUCACAAUACGUUUAAUAAUCAGUGCUUUAAAAAGCAGUGGUAUCCUGUAAAGUGGGAAUUCCAGUUCUUGAGCUUGGGAUGUGUCCCACAUCCAUGGGGGAAAGGUCCCCAUGGGCAGAAGCGCUGGAGUCAGGAGAGCCCUCGGACCCACGUCUGGAGUAGCUUGCCUGGGUUUUCAUUUCAAAUGGGAUACAGUAUUUUUUUAUUACGGAGCCAUACUUUUUUUUUUAAAAGUUUGAGAUCUGAAUGUGAUUUCUAAUUGUACCAGACGUUAAUGUUUUAAAACUAUAACAAAGUUUAAAAUUUCUACUUUUUGUUUUCAUUUACUUUAACUGUUCUUCUAUCUAUUAAAUUGUUGUAUGUGGAUGGGGAAGUUUUGUUUCUCCUCUUAGCAUUUGUUUCUAUAACCAGAAAUAAAAUUAUAUAUUAAAGAAAUGACCCCAA
Cavia porcellus (domestic guinea pig) is the source of this 8839-nucleotide messenger RNA. It is a transcript of the gene Foxk1, whose product is annotated as forkhead box K1. Gene Ontology annotation, molecular function: DNA-binding transcription factor activity, RNA polymerase II-specific; RNA polymerase II cis-regulatory region sequence-specific DNA binding; protein binding. Bases 26 to 2197 code for a protein of 723 amino acids. Gene Ontology annotation, biological process: regulation of transcription by RNA polymerase II. The transcript is spliced from 9 exons. The record is from RefSeq and is a predicted model, not a curated record. NCBI's taxonomy places the organism in Eukaryota, Metazoa, Chordata, Mammalia, Rodentia, Caviidae.